AUGAGCUUCAACGAGCUGUAUAAGUCCAUCGAUAACAUGGACGCGAAUCGACGAGCCGGACUGCGUGCAUCGCUGCUCUCGCAAGCGAUGCAGACGCUCCCGAUCGUCGUGAUCGUGGAUGACCUAUCGAAGUACCUCGACGCGAUCAGUGCGUGGGAAGGACCAGUUAAGUUCCCGAUCCUCUACGACGACGGCACACUCGUCGCGAAGGACCACAUCGCACGAUUCGUGCGCACUUAUCGACCCGAUCAUGUGUAUCGACUCAAAGGUCAGAGCGAACAAGCGUGGGGGGGCAGCGAUCAGCAGCGCCAAGAUCGAAUCAAUGCGGCGUUCGCUGCAGCGAUACAUGAGCCGGAGUCCGACUGGAAGGUGACGCUCAAGGCUCUGAAAGAGACCGGGAUCGUGUCGCCUGGAGUGGUGAUCAUCGAUCCGAUGUAUCGACACUGGGGCGCGGGACUCGCACUCGCGGCGGGCCGUCUCCAGCCGAUCAUCUACUACAGCCAUCCAGAGCAUCCGCACGCUGAUCUCACGCCUUCACACGCACGAUCUCUGAAUCUUGGGAUCGAACAAGGACUGCGCAAGCUAGAACUCGAGUUCGAUGAGAUCGGCGACGACAUCGAUUCCAUCACACUCGCGAUCGGUGUAGGGGUCAAGAUUAAAACUGGUCCCGGCGAGCGUGACAUCCUCGCGACGACGGAUCAGAUCGGACGCACCGAAGCAUCCAUGGGCGGAUUACGCUGGGCAUGGUCCGGACAGUUCAAAGGAUCCAGCGCCACUUCGAUCUACCAAGCGAUGUGCUCGAUCUUUCUCCCGAUCGAGAGCGCCUUCAUCUGGGACGGAUAUCCAACGACAGGAGACUGGGCGCGCUACGACGGCACUGCUGCGGAAACAGUGCUCAAACAAGCGGACUUUGAGGUGGAACUCUUUGAUACGCCGCGCAACACGCUCGCGGGAUUCAAGGGGAGAGCCGCUUCCAGACCUGUCGAUGCAUCGCUGAUUUUAAUGAACUCGAAAGGCACUCCGGGGUAUUACGAUCUUCCAGGCGCGCGUGAUGGAUCAGGGAAGCCGGGAGACCUUCCGUAUUUAGCGAUGCCGAGCGCAUUGCAUAUGGUGCAUUCAUUCUCACUCGCGGCUCCGCACAACACACGCACGGUUGGGGGACGAUGGAUCGAGCGUGGGGUGUAUCUGUACGCCGGAUCGGUUGAUGAACCCUAUCUAUCCGGGUUUGUUCCGACGCCGUUUGUGGCGCAGCGAUUGCUGGCUCGGAUGCCGUUCGCAGGGGCGGUGCAUUACGACGAUGGUCAAGCGUGGAAGAUCACUGUGAUCGGAGAUCCACUCAAAACCAUUAGCCCAUGCGGCACACGAUUCACCCAAGUCCCAUCCGAGAUCUCACAAGCACUCGGACUCUCGGAGACAGAUCUAGAAGAUCGCGCCAAAGCGAAACUGAAGGAGAGCGAUUUUAACGGUGCGAUCAAUGACUUCGUGCUCGCGGGGAAAGAUGAUGCCGUGGUCCGGCUCGGCGGGGCACUACUCCGCGAUCGUCCAGAAGCGAUCGACGACGAAGGGACGAAGCUGUUGCUCCUUGCCGCGUUUCGCAAGCACGAGCACGAGUUGGUGCUUGAUGCGUUCGAGCGAUUGUCUGUCGAGGAGCGCAGCGACACGCUCGUGAUGGACACGAUGUGGCUCGCGGCAAGAUACCAACUAACCCGAUUACAAGACCCUCGAGCAAUGGCGCUCAUGCGCACGCAUCUGCGGAAAUGGCAAGAGGUCGAGGAUGCGGAAGAGCUCGCGAUGAUCAUGAAAGCGGAAUCGCGCCAAGAAGCGAUCGGAUUUAUGGAGUCGCUUCGCUCCAAAAUCGACAAUGCAUCGCAGACGAGAUUCCUAUACUCACCCAUGAUCCAGCUCGGCGUCAAUAUCGAUCAUGUCGCAACCGUCCGCAACGCUCGCUACCCGGGUCAACCUGAUCCGAUGAACAGCGGCGCUGAGCCCGAUCCAGUGCGCGCCGCGCACGAAGCGGAACUCGGCGGCGCGGACUCGAUUACGGUGCAUUUGCGUGAAGAUCGCAGGCACAUUAUGGACCGCGAUGUCCGCUUAUUGCGGAAUCUGGUGCGCGUGAAGCUGAAUCUCGAGAUGGCUGCGACGGACGAGAUGGUCGAGAUCGCGACGCAGAUCAAGCCUCACACAGCGAUGCUGGUCCCAGAGGGGCGCCAGGAGGUCACGACAGAAGGCGGCUUGGACAUCGUGGGACAACGCGAUCGGCUCAAAGAUGUCGUCGCGAAGCUCAAAGACGCGGGACUGAUUGUCAGCGCGUUCAUCGAUCCCGAAGACGCACAAGUCGAUGCGGCGUUUGAAGUUGGGUUCGAUGUCUGCGAAGUGCACACGGGUCCAUACGCCAAAGCGUUCCAUCAAUCAGGGGGAGACUUACGACAGCAAGCGCUCGUGGAAGCGAUCGAGCAUGUACGCCGCGCCGGCGAACGGAUCUCCUCCCACGGCAUGCGUUUCAACGCGGGACACGCGCUCAACUACCACAAUGUCAAUCACAUCGCGUCACUUAAAGGCAUUGACGAACUGCACAUCGGUCAUUCGAUCGUCGCGCGAGCCGUGUUUGUCGGACUGCGCGAGUUGGUUAUGAUUGAUCCCAUGCCGCGCCGCAAUUCUGCAACCAAGUCAGCGCCCGAAGAAGCCGCUGGUCCAUUCGUGGAUUCCAGUGCCGCGUUCGACUUCCUCAACUCGCGCGUCAAUCUUGAGCAGAUCCAUUCGAGCAAAGUCUCAUCGGAGUCAUUCAAGCUCGAUCGGAUGACGGCGCUCGUCGCGGCGCUCGGAGAUCCGCACCUCGCCGUCCCCGUCGUGCAUAUCGCUGGAUCGAAAGGCAAAGGAUCGACCUGCGCGAUGCUGGAGAGCUGCUUGAGAUCGAGCGGCUACACGACCGGACUCUUUACCAGCCCACACCUCACUGACGAGCGAGAGCGUGUCCGAAUCAACGGGCAAAACAUCAGCAAAGAGCUUUUCGUUGAUGCACUCGCGGUGUGCAAGGACGCCGCGCUCUCGAUCGAGAAUGACCACGGCAGAGCAACCUAUUUCGAGCUUGUUACAGCGUUAUCGUUCGUUGUUUUCGCUCAGCAAGCCGUGGACAUCGUGAUCCUGGAGACUGGAUUGGGUGGUCGUCUCGACUGCACCAAUGUGGUCAAACCGAUGGUGGUGGGGCUCACAAGCAUCCAGCUCGAACACACCGAAGUGCUUGGGGAUACGCUCGAGAAAAUCGCUCGCGAGAAAGCCGGGAUCAUGAAACCCGACGCGCCGGCGAUCACUGUUCCUCAGCAGGACGAAGUCAUCGAGGUCUUCCGCAAUCACGCGCAGGAAGUCGGAUGUCCGCUCCGCGUGCUUGGAGAGGAUUUGCUGUAUUCGUGCCGAUUCCAGUCCGCGACGAUGCGUGGUCCGCAUCCCAAGGUGUGUGUCGGAGAGGGUGAGGGAUGCUUCGAGCACAUGUCCGUCCCGUUGCUUGGUGAGCAUCAAGGCGCGAACUGUGGCUUGGCGCUCGCGAUCAUCCUUGAGCUCCGCAAGCAUGGCUUUGAUCUCCCUGAACAACAGAUUAUCGCGGGACUCGAGCACACCCCUCGCGAAGGACGACUCGAGCAGGUCAAGGCGCGCCCAAAGGUAUACAUCGAUGGAGCACAUACGGCAGAGAGCGUGCGCGAAACACUGAAUGCCGCGGCUCAACAGGUGAACUUCGACUCGCUGAUCCUGAUUUUCGGAUGCAGCAGCGACAAACGCAUCGACAACAUGCUCAAUGAGUUUGAGACGCGCGUCGAUAAGGUGAUCUUCACCAAAGCAUCCGGCAAUCCGAGAGCCGCGAACCCCGAUGAUCUGGCGCAGCGCUACACAGAACUGACGAAACGAUCGUGUGAGUCGUAUCCCGACGCGACGCAAGCGAUCCGAGCCGCGGGCAAGACGAUCGGUCCCAAUGAUCUGCUCCUGAUUAUGGGGAGUUUCUAUCUCGCCGGAGAGGUCAAAGCGCUCUUUGAAGCGAAAGCGCAAGACACCAAAUCACUCGACAGCGACGGCUCGAUCGCGGCGCUCGUCAAGGGAUCCGAUUCCUGCGCCGAUGUCGGAUCGGUCACGACCCUCUUCCCGAGCGAUGGACACCAAGCCGUGUUCGUGCUGGGAUUGGGAGACAAGUCCAGCUUCGAUGUCGCAUCGCUCCGCAACGCGGGCGGCGCACUGGGUCGAGCGAUCAGCAAGGCAGGCGUGACAAGCGUCGAGUUCGCGCUCAGCGGCGCGAUGAGCAAGCUCUCCAAGAAAGCACAGGUCAAUCCGUUCGACGCCGGCACCAUGCUCGGCGAAGGGUUCGGUCUCGUCUCGUGGAGCUACGACGACCUGCGCGGAACCGCGACCACUGUUACCAAACACCCAGCGCUCACCGUCACCGGAUCGCACGCGAAGUUCGACGACGGCUUCAAGCGCGGACUGGGGUUCGCUGAGGGAUCCAACAUCGCUCGCACACUCUCGCAGACCCCACCCAAUAUCGCGACCCCGAUGUGGAUGGCCAACGAGUGCAAGAAGCUCGCGCGCAAGAGCGGGAUGAAGUGCACCGUCAUGAGCGGCAAGAAGCUCGAAGACGAGAAAAUGACCGGGCUCAUCAAUGUUGGGAAAGCAUCGGAGAACGGGCCUUGCUUGAUCCGCAUGGAAUACACCCCAGCUCGCGGCAAGUCCAAAGCACCGAUCGUCCUCGUCGGCAAAACCAUGACCUACGACUCUGGUGGGCUCUCCAUCAAAAUCAGCGGCGGCAUGGUCGGCAUGAAACGCGACAAGGACGGCGGCUGCGGCGUCAUCGGCGCGAUGCACAUCAUCGCCAACGUCAUCAAGCCAAACCGUCCCGUCAUCGCGCUGCUCGCAGCCGCGGAGAACUCGAUCUCCGACGAGGCGUACCGACCAGACGAUGUCAUCGAGUUCCGUAACGGCGUGACGGUCGAAGUCACCAACACCGACGCGGAAGGACGCCUCGUCAUGGCCGACGCACUAUGCUGGGCAUGCGAGAAGGAAUCCCCAGAGUUUGUCGUGGACAUGGCGACAUUGACCGGCGGCGUGGUCGUCGCGCUGGGAUCACCAUUCGCGGGACUCUGGUCCAACGACGACGCGAUCGCGCAGAAGUUCAUCGACGCGGGACAGCAGACCAGCGAGCGCGUCUGGCGCUUGCCGCUUGAUCCGGAGUACUCCAAGCUGAUGAAGUCCCCAAUCGCGGACAUCCUCAACAGCGCUCCGGUCCGCGAGGCGCACCCGAUCCAGGGAGCCGCGUUCCUUGAGCACUUUGUCGAUGAAGGCGUCAAGUGGGCGCAUGUUGAUAUUGCGGGAACACACGCGACAAAGUCUGCGAAGGGACCGAUCAAUCCGGGACCGACCGGAUUUGGCGCUCGCUUGCUGGCGCAGGUUGUCGAGAACGGCUAA
This is a messenger RNA of Symbiodinium sp. CCMP2592, 5442 nucleotides long. The record is from the annotation of a GenBank genome assembly. Lineage: Eukaryota; Dinophyceae; Suessiales; Symbiodiniaceae.